Psammomys obesus (fat sand rat) is the source of this 711-nucleotide messenger RNA. It is a transcript of the gene Cfap95, whose product is annotated as cilia and flagella associated protein 95. Lineage: Eukaryota; Metazoa; Chordata; Mammalia; Rodentia; Muridae. The record is from RefSeq and is a predicted model, not a curated record. Gene Ontology annotation, cellular component: plasma membrane. The transcript is spliced from 6 exons. The coding region runs from base 4 to 690 and encodes 228 amino acids.
GGCAUGGCGACUUUUAGUAGCGAAUAUAAGGCCUCUUUCAACAGUAAAGAUUACCCGUAUGAGAUUGGACCCACGGAUGUGCUGGAGCGCAAAGGCUCUCUAACUCUCCGCUCUCAUGAGAAGAAAUACUCGAAGCAAGUGUUGGUGUAUUCCUGGCACCAGGACAGAGAAGCCUACCCCAAAGAUUUUGAUGCAGAUGGUCUCGGGCCAGUGAAAAAGCUGGCUAAUGCAUCAUAUCGGCGAUUUGGAACUGAUAAUCCAUGCUGGAUAUCAGAAACAAAUGAACAGAUGUCGCAAGUUCUUUUAAACAAAGACUUUGUGAAAAAGAAGAAAAAGACCUUGGUAAAUGAGAAUACAGAAUGCCUGGGGAUUUUGGAAAGGGACCCUGAAUUGCCUCCCACAGGCUUUCGGGAUAUUUUUAUGGGAUCCCUACCAGAUGAGAGAAAGCCGUGUAUUUUGUCAACAUACUCUGAUGAUUAUUCUCCACAGUAUGAUUAUCCACCACCUCCUUGUCCACGUCAAGAUGAGUACUCCAUAGUCUACAGGAAGUGUUGUUCUCAGUUCACAGACCUAAAUGGCGCCAAAAGAUUUGGCACCAACACAUGGCAUGAUGAGAGCGGGAUUUAUGCUAACUCAGAGGCAAAACAAAAACUCCACGCAUUGGCUGGCAAUCCUAUUCUCCCAUGUUAGCAGCAAUGUAUGCAGCAGAUA